Molecule: messenger RNA, 2580 nt
Organism: Lolium rigidum
Lineage: Eukaryota; Viridiplantae; Streptophyta; Magnoliopsida; Poales; Poaceae
Product: putative leucine-rich repeat receptor-like serine/threonine-protein kinase At2g19230
Exons: 12
Coding region: 1-2580 (859 amino acids)
Biological process (GO): protein phosphorylation
Molecular function (GO): ATP binding; protein kinase activity
Source: RefSeq, a predicted model, not a curated record
AUGGCGUUGAUUGUUUUGUUUGGUACAUUCGUGUUAGCAGCCACGGGAGUUCAUGCCGCCGGUCAGGAAGGUUUUCUGAGCAUCGACUGCGGGUUGGACGCCGCACUCAGCGGCCGCCUGGACUCGAACACAAAGAUCACCUAUGUCUCCGACGGUCCCUACGUCGACGGCGGGGAGAACCACGGGAUUGCCAACGAUCUAGUGAGCAGCACUGGCGUUGAGGUCUCUCGACGAACGCUUAGGAGCUUCCCUUCCGGGUUGCGGAACUGCUACACGCUCCCCACCAAGAGCGGUGACAAAUACCUGGUCCGGAUGGAGUUCUUCCACGGGAACUACGACGCCGAGCCGUCGGUGCGGUUCGACCUGCACCUGGGAACCAACCACUGGGACACAGUCAUGAUCCAGACGUCGACGGUCAACUACUACUCCGAGGCGGUCUUCGUCGCGUGGGCUAGCUGGGUGCCUGUGUGUCUGGUGAACAAAGCCACCGGUACACCGUUUGUCACCACGGUGGAGCUCCGGCCACUGGGAGCCUCGCUUUACCCGAGCGUCACAAUCAACGCGUCCAUGUCCACGUAUGACAGGACAAAUUUGGGGGCGGACACAUUUAGCCGGUUUCCCGAUGAUCCAUACGACCGAUAUUGGAUACCGUUGAGCCCCAACCCUUCGUGGAAAAACCUUUCCACCCAAGAUACCAUUGCCCAGAAGGAUCAGGGAAGCUUCGCGGUGCCCAGCCGCAUUCUUCAGACAGCCAUUACUACCGCCGGCAAUGGCACGGUGCUAAAUGUUUUCCUGCAGAAAGGGUACAGCCCGUCGUUGAUGUUCAGAUUGUUCCUCCACUUCACCGACUUUCAGAAGAGCCAGUUGCGGCAAUUCGACGUCUACAUCAAUAAUGAAAAGAUUGAGACCUAUAGCCCCAAAUAUAUGGCCGCUUCUAGUGUGCAGAAUCCUGGCUGGUCCAGCAUCGCCGAUGGCAACCUUAAUAUCACUCUUGCAGCCACCAAUGUCUCCGUGUUGCCCCCCAUGAUCAGUGCAUUCGAGUUAUACAAACUCAUUCCUAACAUCACUUCAAGAACGUUCUCCAACGAUUUCGACGCAAUGAUGGCCAUCAAAUACGAGUAUGGAGUAAAGAAAAACUGGAAUGGUGAUCCAUGUUUUCUAGGCAACUAUGCAUGGAAUGGCGUGAAAUGUAGCAACUCAGCUGACAACCCUACGAGGAUAAUAUCUCUGGAUCUGUCAAACAGUAACUUAACUGGAUCGAUAUCUAAUAAUUUCGCAUUGCUCACAGAACUCCAAUUACUCGAUUUGUCUGGCAAUAGUUUGAAUGGCCCAAUUCCGUAUACCCUCUGUAAAAAGAAUGGUGGACCACUCGUUUUCAGAUCUGAAUCUGGCGAAGAUAUGUGCAAUAUAACAAUGAGUCCGCCUCCAUCAAAAAAUAGAAAAAUUAUCGUGUCUAUUUCAGUUGUGGUUCCCCUGGUUGUAGUGGUUGUACUUGUUCUUUCAUGUUUGAUCUGGAGAGGAAAGAGAAAGCCCAAAAUCUCUGUGCAAGAUCCUCAUAUAGAGUUCGAGCUUCAGAGUGCUCCAUUAAGUAUAAAAGGUCAUGGGAAUCACCUCCAAAGUACUGAGAAUCGUCAAUUCACAUACAAGGAGCUGGAAAAGUUUACUAAUAAGUUUGAACGGUUCCUUGGAAAAGGAGGUUUUGGGCUCGUGUAUUACGGUCGAUUGGAAGACGAUAGUGAGGUUGCCGUCAAGAUGCGUUCUGAAUCAUCGUCGCAUGGGCUUGAUGAGUUCUUAGCCGAGGUUAAUAGCUUGACAAAGGUGCAUCACAGGAAUCUAGUUUCUUUGGUUGGUUGCUGCUGGGAAAAAGAUCACUUAGCGCUGGUUUAUGAGUACAUGUCUCAAGGCAAUCUUUGGGAUCAUCUGAGAGGGAUAAAUGGAGAUGAAACCUUAGACUGGGCAACACGCGUACGGGUUGUGCUUGAAGCUGCGCAAGGCCUAGAUUACCUGCACAAGGGAUGCAGCUUUCCAAUCAUUCAUAGGGAUGUGAAGACCGGCAAUAUCCUAUUAGGUCAAAAUCUGCGGGCGAAAGUAGCUGAUUUUGGACUUUGCAAAACCUAUAUCAGUGAAAUACAGACUCACGUAUCAACUAAUGCGGCUGGAACACCAGGUUACUUCGACCCAGAGUACUUCCACACUGGCAGGCUCACUGAGAGCAGCGACGUUUACAGCUUUGGUGUUGUUCUACUGGAGAUAGUUACUGGCGAGGCUCCGAUGAUGCCAGGGCAUGGACACAUUGUUCAGCGCGUGAAACAGAAGAUCACCACUGGUAAUAUCAGCUCGGUUGCCGAUGAGCGGCUCAGUAAUAACUACGAGGUUACCUCCAUGUGGAAAGUAAUCGACACCGCCAUGGCAUGUACAGCAGAUACUUCUGAUCGUAGGCCAACAAUGGCCACCGUGGUGGCACAGUUGAAGGACAGCCUGGCAUUGGAGGAAGCUCGCGAGGAUAGUGGCGUCAGGGUAAGCCCGGCAAGUGAUAGUUCUACAGCCUUGAUGUCCACAUUUGGUCCCUCGGCUAGAUGA